AUGCAUGGAGAUCAAGCAGAUUUAUGGGUCCAGAACUCAAUUCAGCCACAAGGAAGGGGGAUAUGGAAAGGAAUUCAAAAACAGAAGUACAUUAUUGAAGCUAACACUGAUGCCGAGAUUGAAGAUGGGAAAUCAAUUAAAUUUUGGUGGGACAAAUGGAAGAUAGAGAUGCCACUUAAAGAGAGAUUUCCAAGAAUAUAUAAGAUUGCUCUACACAAAAAUGCUACACUCAGAGAUAUGGUGACAAAUGGCUCUUGGAAUUGCCAGAUGAAAAGAAACUUAAACAAUGAAGAACUUAUAGAGAUUACAGAACUAUUACACUUGCUUGCAGAACCCCCAGUUUUCACAAAAGAAGAAGAUUCAAUUCAAUGGAGAGGCACAUAUAGAUUCUCCACAAAAAACUGUUAUAACUGGUUGAUUGAAAUAGCAGACACCCCCUCCUCUCAAGUUCCUUAA
This is a messenger RNA of Papaver somniferum (opium poppy), 456 nucleotides long. RefSeq lists its product as uncharacterized. The transcript has a single exon. The record is from RefSeq and is a predicted model, not a curated record. NCBI's taxonomy places the organism in Eukaryota, Viridiplantae, Streptophyta, Magnoliopsida, Ranunculales, Papaveraceae. The coding region runs from base 1 to 456 and encodes 151 amino acids.